This is a messenger RNA of Rodentolepis nana, 1143 nucleotides long. Lineage: Eukaryota; Metazoa; Platyhelminthes; Cestoda; Cyclophyllidea; Hymenolepididae. The record is from the annotation of a GenBank genome assembly.
AUGAGUGAUGAAGUGGGUGCUAUCGUGUUGGACCUGGGGUCUCAUACUUUGCGAGGGGGAUUUGCUGGGGAAGAUAUUCCGAAGAUUGAUAUGCCCAGCACCACCGGAUAUGUUUUUUCUAAAGACAAUUCGUCUGUUACAAAACGCGUUAUUGGAAAUAAUGUUUAUGUGCCUUCUGAGGGAAUGGAAAUAAAGCCAUUUGUCAAAGAUGGUCUCAUUGAAGAUUGGGAUGCAUUUGAGGAUGUUGUGAACUAUAUGAUCAACUGCCUAAUUCCCAUUGAGAAAUCUCAGCAUCCUAUUCUUACGUCUGAGCCCUCUUGGAAUCCAAGGAACAAGCGCGAGAAAUUGACCGAAAUUCUCUUUGAAAAAUUUGAAAUUCCUGCCUUCUAUUUGGCCAAAAGCGCUGCUCUCGCAUGCUUUGCAAAUAGUCGACAUACUGGUUUGGUCUUGGAUGUUGGUGCAUCCUGCGCAUCUGCUGUCCCGGUUUACGACGGUCGAGUUUUACUCCAAGGUGUUGUUCGCACUCCAUUUGCCGGUGAUUUUAUCGCUCAGCAAUGUGCCAAGAUGGUUAAGGAGGUGCUCAAAACUGAGCCUGUUCCGUACUAUAGGGUUGCAUCCAAGAACUUGAUGGAAGAUUUCGCGGCUACAGUGCUUCAAAUAUCGGAUGAAAGAUAUGAUCAAGGCCAAAUGGAGACAAUCCCAACGAGAACAUAUGAAUUCCCCAAUGGCUACAAUGUAGAAUUGGGUCAUGAAAGAUUCCAAAUUCCAGAGGCUCUGUUCGAUCCAAGUUCUGUUCCGCAAAGUAAUGGAAGAUCGGAUUUGUCAAUGAGCCAUAUUGUCUCGAGUAGUAUUUCACUUUGUGAUAUUGAUAUUAGAGCGAAUCUUUAUAAUAAUAUUGUCGUGGUCGGCGGAACGAGUCUAAUUGUUGGCUUCACAGAUCGACUCCAGAAAGAUCUCGGUGCAAAGACUCCAUCGAGUAUGCGAUUGAAGGUAAAUUUUCCCAGCUCUCUAACAGAAAGGAGGUUCUCGAGCUGGGUUGGUGGCUCUAUUCUUGGUUCACUGGGAACCUUCCAACAAAUGUGGAUAUCAAGGCAUGAAUAUGAAGAAUUUGGAAAAUCAUUUAUUGAAAAGAAAUGCUCAUAA